UUAUUAACGUAACUGCCAAACAGUUUUCACAAUCAGUUUGAAGUCAGUUCAAACGACAAUCUCAGCAAAGCAACGCGUAAUGGAGGUCAAAAUAUUUGAUCAAUAAGAUGAAACAAACAUCUCCAUGGAUAUAAAUUUCUAGCAUUUUGUCAGUACUCACGAAGCGAUCACAUCCAUAUUUGUCUAUUUUUGUGGGUAUUGUGUAAACAUUCGCCAAGAAAAUGGCAAAAGGCAAGGGGAAGAAGGGGGGCAAAAAGAAGGGUAAAGGAAAAGUAGAAAAACCCGAAGGAGCUCUAACAGAAGUCGACAAAACCUUCUACGAACUCACCAUAACAGAUCUGAACAGAAAAUUGGCCCGUUUAAGAUCCACCAACACCGAAUUAGAAGAAAAAAACGAAACCCUCAAUGAAAAACUAACAAAAUUAGACGAAGAUCGAAACGACGUCAUAGUUUACCUCAAGAGAAUCCUUCAAGAACGCACUGAGGAGAUAAACGAGCUCCAGGUGGGCAUAACAAAGCUACAGGAGUCACUAGAACAAGACAAAGAAGAAUGUACAACAAAAACCGAACAAAUGGAAAACGACUACAAACAAAUGCACGAACAACUAACAUCGGAGAUAAAACUUCUAGAGGGAAAACUCAACGCACUCGAAGAAUUCCGCGUUCAAAGGGAAGACCUGAUGAAGAAAUUCGAAGCUCAAGAGGACCAAAUGGAAGAACAAGAACAAAAACAUAAGAGGGCGAUUUACGAGAUCGAAAGAAAGUUCAUAAUAGCUAAGGAUAAACUAAAAAAGGAAAUGGAAGCGAGACUUCUACAACUCUCGACUGAAUUUCAAGACGCUACAGAAAUUCGAAUAGCUGCAACCACACACAGGGUGAUCAGAGAGAAUAUCGCCAUCAACAAUGAGUUGGACGAGAUGCUGAACGUUCAUAAACGUCUAUAUUCUGAAAACCAAGACAUGAAACAGAGGGAUAAAACGUUGAGACAGCAGGCUCAACUUCACUGCAUCGAGAAGAACAAAGCUUUGGGCAAAGCAAGAGUGCAAGGGAAAGUUAUAGAACAGCUCACUGGCGAACACGAAUCCAUGAAGAAAAAAUUGGAACAUUUCAAAAAUAUCGAGUCUGACAUGCACGUAGCCAGGGAAGAACUGUACAAAGCCCACCUGAAAGUUCAAUCUUUGGAGAAUAAGAUCCGAGUGUUGGAGCAAAACUUCCACGCUGCCAAAUGCACCAUAACUUCUUUGGAGACCAACUCAUCGUAUUACCUGGCUGAAGCUACACGUUUGGAGGCAGUUCUCCUGGAAGCUGUCGGCGCUAUAAAAGAAGCGGCGAAGAUACAAAGAGCGCAGAGAAUAACAGAUAAAGCAACAUUGGCGACCAAAAGGGAGAACCUACUGAACCAACUCUUCAAACUGAUGAUCACGGCGAAAGAUACGAAGAUCAAGAAACCCUCACUGUCCUCGGUCAGUUCCGUUGAAAGUAUCUACAAGAAGGGUGACUUGGGUUUCGUCCCGCCUGAAUCUAAGGUUAUCAGACCAACCCUUCGAGCAAUAAGAACGUUACAGUCCCAGACUGGAUCUAGCCUUGGAGAAGGCUCUGGAGACGAAGGCGCCAAAGCUCAGACGGGCACGUCUAUAGGACAAGAUGAUGGGAAGAUCUACCAGGAGGAAUCUAAGGAAGAAGAAAAUUCACAGCCGAGUGUUGUGUUCUUUGACGAUAAAGAAAGUACGGAGGAGGAGGAACCUUUGCCUAUGCCAGAAGAGGUUGAAGAGAUCGGAGAGAUUGAUCCGCUAUCCGUCACGCAGAUGAUGAGUAGCGUGGGAAGAUUGCCAGUUACUAAGAGUACCAGUAGGACAGGCUCUAAACCCGCUAUCGAAUAGAUAACGUUUUGUCACACGGGUUUUUUUAAUUUUAUAGUGAUGUAUCUUACAUUUAUAUCUAUAUCUUUACUUUAUACCAAUAAAUAAAAUUGAAGUGCACUCUGUAAUUAUCUUAACAUAAUCAACUUUUUUAAAUUUU
This is a messenger RNA of Coccinella septempunctata (seven-spotted ladybird), 2019 nucleotides long. RefSeq names its product cilia- and flagella-associated protein 157. The transcript has a single exon. Gene Ontology annotation, cellular component: cilium; ciliary basal body. The record is from RefSeq and is a predicted model, not a curated record. NCBI's taxonomy places the organism in Eukaryota, Metazoa, Arthropoda, Insecta, Coleoptera, Coccinellidae. Gene Ontology annotation, molecular function: microtubule binding. Bases 222 to 1880 code for a protein of 552 amino acids.